AUGUGUGUUGACGGAUAUUAUGGUAAGAGGUGCUCUAGUGGAUGUUCGGAGAAUCACUGUAACCCGUUAAAUGGUAUUUGUGCUGAAUGUAAGCCUUCAUAUUAUGGACACAGAUACGGAAUGACUUGUCCAAGUGGAUAUUUAGAUGACGUUUGCGACAGGGAAAUGGGCACCUGCCAUCAAUGUAAACCUCUUUUUAAAUGGCCAAAAUGUAUAAAUUGUUUGGAUGGGUACUGGGGUAAAGACUGCAGAAGCGAGUGUCCCAACAGCUGCCGUUCCUGUCUAUCCACUACGGAGUGCACAAAAUGCAAAGAUGGACUUCACGGAGAAAAAUGUGAAAAGAAAUGCUCUUAUGGAUGCUUAUUAGAAUUGUGUGAUCAAGACACAGGGGUAUGCUCUAAAAGCUGUAAAGCAAACUUCACCGGAACGUACUGCAAGCAAUGCAUACCUGGAAUGUAUGGAGGUAAUUGCAGCGUAUCAUGUCCGGAGAACUGUUAUAAUGGAACGUGUGAUACACGGGAUGGGACAUGCUUGUUAGGAUGCAUUCCUAAAUUUCAUGGCAGAUAUUGUGAUUUGUCCUGUCCAGAUGGGUGUUUAGAUUGCAUGUGCCGGUCGAAUGGACAUUGCGAUGCAUGUAUUCCUGAUUACUACGGUAAUGGUUGUAAUAUAACAUGUAGCAAUAACUGUAUUAACUCCUCAUGCAAUAUGUCAGGUUAUUGCAACGAUUGUCAGCCUGGCUAUUUCGGUAUAUUCUGUUCUGAACAUUGUUCUCAACAUUGUUUAUCAGGUGAGUGCUUGAGGAAUGGAAGUUGUUAUUCCUGCCAAUCCGGGUUUUACGGGACCAAGUGUAACAGAUCUUGCCGCAAGAAUUGUCAGUACUGUGCAGGUAGUUGGUCAUGCAAGUCAUGUUUCAAUGGUUUUUAUGGUAAAAUUUGCCAGGACAAAUGCAGUUACUGUAAAAGUGGAACAGCUUGUGAUAUUGAUACUGGGUAUUGUAAAUUUUGUGAAGAUGGAUUUUAUAGCAACAAAUGCAAAUCGAAGUGUGAUUCGAAAUGUCAAAGUUGUGAUAGUUCAAGUGGUCAAAUUAAUGAAUGUUUAAAGUGCAAAAUAGGAAGAUACGGGCGAAAUAAAACAAGUGAGUUUUAUCACUGCAACAUACGCUGCUCUAGAACUUUUUGGAAUGUCCCGAAAAUUGUCUUCACAGCGACUGUCACAGCGAUAAUGGAACUUGUGGGCAAGGGUGCUUAG
This is a messenger RNA of Mercenaria mercenaria, 1248 nucleotides long. Its product is annotated as multiple epidermal growth factor-like domains protein 10. The transcript has a single exon. The record is from RefSeq and is a predicted model, not a curated record. Gene Ontology annotation, molecular function: scavenger receptor activity. Bases 1 to 1248 code for a protein of 415 amino acids. Lineage: Eukaryota; Metazoa; Mollusca; Bivalvia; Venerida; Veneridae.